ACAAUGAGUUGAGUUGUGAGAUACGUUAUCCAAACCCAAACCCCAUUCCUUCCUUGUUUGAAAAGUAUCGUGCGCUAAAGAAUCUCCAAACUUGAAUCAAAUAAAACUGCUUUUGCUUCCUAUUUAUAUAUUAUCGAAAUUUGCAAUCACAUACAGACACACAGAAACCAGAGAUGGGUUCGGUCGAGGAUGAUAGAUCGCUCAUAGAAGAUGGUCUUUUGCAGAAUGAAAGUGGCAAGGAGUACACAGGAGAUGGCUCAGUUGACUUUCACGGAAAGCCUGUUUUGAAGCAGAAUACUGGAAAUUGGAGAGCAUGCCCCUUCAUUUUAGGUACUGAGGGUUGCGAACGUCUUGCCUACUAUGGGAUUGCCACUAAUCUUGUUACUUAUCUUACCAACAAACUACAUGAAGGAAAUGUUUCCGCUGCAACAAGUGUUACUACAUGGCAAGGCACUUGCUAUCUUACACCCCUCAUUGGGGCUGUCUUAGCAGAUGCUUAUUGGGGAAGAUAUUGGACAAUUGCUGCUUUCUCCACAAUUUACUUCAUUGGAAUGUGUACAUUGACACUAUCAGCAACUGUUCCUGGAUUGAGACCUUCUGAAUGUGUGGGUUCUGUAUGCCCGUCAGCUACUCCAGCUCAGUACGUAGUCUUCUUCUUAGGGCUCUAUCUGAUUGCUUUGGGGACUGGUGGGAUCAAACCUUGUGUUUCAUCAUUUGGUGCAGAUCAGUUUGAUGAUACUGAUCCUAAGGAAAGGGUAAAGAAGGGAUCCUUCUUCAACUGGUUUUAUUUUUCCAUCAACAUUGGUGCUCUUAUAUCUAGUAGUUUUCUGGUUUGGAUUCAAGACAAUGCUGGGUGGGGUCUAGGAUUUGGCAUUCCUGCUGUGUUUAUGGGAAUUGCCAUAGCAAGUUUCUUUUCUGGCACUUCCCUUUAUAGAUUUCAGAGACCAGGUGGAAGUCCUCUUACACGAAUGUGCCAGGUUUUGGUUGCAUCAUUCCAUAAAAGGGAUGUGGUGGUCCCUGAAGACUAUGCUCUUUUGUAUGAAACACAAGACAAAAAUUCUGCCAUUGAAGGAAGUCGGAAACUGGAGCACACUGAUGAAUUGAAGUGCCUUGAUAAAGCCGCUGUAGUGUCAGAUGCUGAGAGCAAAAGUGAGGAAUUCUCCAAUCCAUGGAGGCUUUGCACCGUAACACAGGUGGAAGAAUUGAAGAUUUUGAUCCGCAUGUUUCCAAUCUGGGCUACUGGAAUUGUCUUUUCUGCUGUUUAUGCCCAGAUGUCUACAAUGUUUGUGGAGCAAGGAACGGUGAUGGACACAAGCAUUGGUUCUUUCACCAUUCCCGCAGCCUCUCUCUCAUCCUUUGAUGUCAUCAGUGUUAUUUUUUGGGUCCCCAUGUAUGAUAGGGUAAUUGUCCCAAUUGCAAGGAAAUUUACUGGCAAGGAGCGAGGCUUCUCAGAGCUGCAGCGAAUGGGAGUUGGCCUCUUUAUUUCUGUCCUCUGCAUGUCGGCUGCCGCUUUGGUAGAGAUUAAGCGGUUGCAGCUUGCAAGAGAGCUUGGGUUGGUCGAUGAAGACGUUGCUGUACCACUCAGUAUCUUCUGGCAAAUACCACAGUAUGUCUUGCUGGGUGCUGCAGAGGUAUUUACAUUUAUAGGGCAGCUUGAGUUCUUCUAUGACCAAUCUCCAGACGCCAUGCGGAGUUUGUGCAGUGCGUUGUCACUUUUGACAACUUCAUUGGGGAACUACCUCAGCGCUUUGAUUUUGACAAUAGUAACUUACCUCACAACACAGGGUGGGAGCACUGGAUGGAUCCCGGAUAAUUUGAACGAGGGUCAUCUUGAUUACUUUUUCUGGCUUUUGGCCGGACUUAGCUUCUUAAAUAUGUUGGUAUAUGUUGUCUGUGCUAAGAGGUACAAGAAGAAGAAGGCUUCUUAAGGAUUCUCUGAGAAGGUCUCAGUUCUAAAAAUUAUUUACACAAAGUGUUUGUAGAAGAUGGCGUGAUAGUCAUUUCUUAAAAGGACUCUGUAAAAAAUGGUCUGUAUAUAACUUUACGCUAUCUGCAUUCAUAUAUCUCUUUCCAGGUUUCACGGAUAUUGAUUGUUUUACAUUGCGUUAAA
Molecule: messenger RNA, 2110 nt
Organism: Quercus robur (English oak)
Lineage: Eukaryota; Viridiplantae; Streptophyta; Magnoliopsida; Fagales; Fagaceae
Product: protein NRT1/ PTR FAMILY 8.3-like
Exons: 5
Coding region: 174-1928 (584 amino acids)
Biological process (GO): oligopeptide transport; transmembrane transport
Cellular component (GO): plant-type vacuole membrane
Molecular function (GO): transmembrane transporter activity
Source: RefSeq, a predicted model, not a curated record